Molecule: messenger RNA, 2106 nt
Organism: Oncorhynchus keta (chum salmon)
Lineage: Eukaryota; Metazoa; Chordata; Actinopteri; Salmoniformes; Salmonidae
Product: BEN domain-containing protein 4-like
Exons: 5
Coding region: 51-1613 (520 amino acids)
Molecular function (GO): DNA binding
Source: RefSeq, a predicted model, not a curated record
UGUCAGCGCCAGGAGCGAGCACGUGUCACUGCGUGUUGAAACUUGCAGUGAUGGAGGGUGAAACGCAACCUGCCGACGAGGGUCUCUGCGCCCCAAAUAUGUGCGGUCAGCAGCGGGGUCCAGACAGCAACCUCAAAACCUUCUCUAACAGGCGGUUGGCGGGGAAGGCGCGGUUCCACAGACCCACAAUGGUCGAUAUCUCGCUGCUGGGAGACGGCGGCGGACAGAACUACACUCAUUUCAGUCACCAUCAUCCGCUUCAGCAGCAGCAUCAGCAGCUCCACCAAACCACCCACACCAUCAGCAGCAGAAGCCAGCGUAACCCGACAUCCCAGCUGCAGCAUAACUUCCCAUGCAAUAACAGGCCCAGCAGCAGAGUCGCGACAUCUACCUCGACAACGGUGGGGAGUGUGGCACCAGCAUCACUUUGCCUUCAGCAGAUGGUCAGCGGUGGCACCACGGUGCACCGGGACCCCACCUAUACACCAGGACGAGCGGCGCUCAAACAUGAAUCACCUGAUUGCGUUUACAGGAUAAGCUCAGAAAACCAUCUCAUCUUGGAUGCUUUCGCACAGGAGUGUAGCCGUGUACUCACUAUCCUCAACGGUGGCCGGUUCGUGGAGCCCCAAGAUCCUCUGCCCUCCUCCGUUACCUCCCACAUCAAGCAGGAGGAAAGCUGCCUCUCUAGGCCUGGGGGGGAGUCAAAGCCAGAUGCGGGUCAAGUGGGUCACUGCCCCAACCUGGGCAAGCCACAGCCCAGGGAGAGCUCCACCAUUGAUCCUGAUGAUGAAGCACAGCACAGUCACUGGAGCCAAAAACAAACAUACGCAUUCCUGCACAUCUUCACAAAGUCCCUCCAGAGCUACCUGUUCACCAGGCCCCAGCAGCCCCACCCGGACCUGGGCCUCGAGGGAGAGCGAGUCCCAUCGGCCGAGUUUAGGGUGUCACCCAGCAAUAACCUUGGGGGCUGGAGCUCCCCAGCCCCUUCGGAGUCCUAUGGCCACCCCUCGUCCACCCUGCCGGAGGAGGAAGAGGAGAGCUGCUGUCCUCGCUGUGUGGAGCUGGAGCAGGAGAUGCUGUGUCUGCAGAAGGAGAAUGAAGAGCUGCGCAACAAGCUGGACAACAUACCAGCUCCCUGCCAGACUGUGCUGGACUUCUUCAAGACUGUUCUCCAGCACCAUAACCAGUUUAUACAGCCCAUGUCACAGGAGCAACAAACCGAGGGCAGUAAACAGCUCCUGGGGAACUACCCUCUCUUCUUCACCAACAAGCAGUGGGACGAGGCUGUCAACUCGUCCAAGAAGGACGGCCGGCGGCUGCUGCGCUACCUGAUCCGCUUCGUCUUCACUACGGAUGAGCUCAAGUACUCGUGCGGCUUGGGCAAAAGGAAGCGCUCGGUUCACCCAGGAGAGCCUGGACCGGAGAGACAGCCCCUCAACCCUGUCAAAGUCACCUGCCUCAGAGAGUUUAUCCGAAUGCACUGUGCCUCCAACCCUGACUGGUGGUUGCCUUCUGAGGAACAGAUCAACAAAGUAUUCAGUGAUGCGGUGGGUCAUGCGCGCCAGGGUCGGUCCGUGGGGGAAUGUGAGAGAAAUUACAAGAUUAUGUUAUAAUUAUUUUAUUGCAUCAAAUGGUUGUUUUAUGCAACAGAAUAGAGGAUUCUUAUAACUCUAUUGUGUCUGUGAACUGAAAGUGGGCCUCUGAGAGAUUUAACACUGACAGGAGAUGUUUUAUGUCUGUUGGGUGAUAAAACCUAAAGAGACUGCAGUUAAUGUUUCUGUUCUAUGAGGUACCAAGGAGAGAUGACUCCAGGGCCAGACCCUGGUCUCUACACAAUGAUAUUUUUUUACAGAAGAUACUGUCUGCUGUGAAUUAUAAGUAUCUUUCAUACACAUCUUAACCUUGUGACCCAUUCCAUACAUCUGUUGUUUGGCAUGUAGACUGAAGGAGGUGUAUCUUGGCUAUAAAAUACCUUUGUAUCUUUGUCUUGGGGCUCUCAAUGUCGACCAGCUAUCAUUAACAUAGAGCACUCAAUAGAUUCACUUUAUAUGUGUGUGUUGUAUUGACCUGCUCCCUUAUUAAUAAGUGAAUAAAGGUUUAGUUUAA